AAAGGAAGUGCUGGUCACCCUGGAGGUGUACUGGUUUGGGGAAGGUCCCCGGCCCCCACAGCCCUCUGGGGAGCCUCACCCUGGCUCUCCCCACUCACCUCAGCCCUCAGGCAGCCCCUCCACAGGGCCCCUCUCCUGCCUGGACAGCUCUGCUGGUCUCCCCGUCCCCUGGAGAAGAACAAGGCCAUGGGUCGGCCCCUGCUGCUGCCCCUGCUGCUCCUGCUGCAGCCGCCAGCAUUUCUGCAGCCUGGUGGCUCCACAGGAUCUGGUCCAAGCUACCUUUAUGGGGUCACUCAACCAAAACACCUCUCAGCCUCCAUGGGUGGCUCUGUGGAAAUCCCCUUCUCCUUCUAUUACCCCUGGGAGUUAGCCAUAGUUCCCAACGUGAGAAUAUCCUGGAGACGGGGCCACUUCCACGGGCAGUCCUUCUACAGCACAAGGCCGCCUUCCAUUCACAAGGAUUAUGUGAACCGGCUCUUUCUGAACUGGACAGAGGGUCAGGAGAGCGGCUUCCUCAGGAUCUCAAACCUGCGGAAGGAGGACCAGUCUGUGUAUUUCUGCCGAGUCGAGCUGGACACCCGGAGAUCAGGGAGGCAGCAGUUGCAGUCCAUCAAGGGGACCAAACUCACCAUCACCCAGGCUGUCACAACCACCACCACCUGGAGGCCCAGCAGCACAACCACCAUAGCCGGCCUCAGGGUCACAGAAAGCAAAGGGCACUCAGAAUCAUGGCACCUAAGUCUGGACACUGCCAUCAGGGUUGCAUUGGCUGUCGCUGUGCUCAAAACUGUCAUUUUGGGACUGCUGUGCCUCCUCCUCCUGUGGUGGAGGAGAAGGAAAGGCUUGAGCCACCGCACCCGGCCAGUUUGGAAUCUGUUAUACGGGAGAUCCAUGUGUGGCAUCUCAGCAGAGUUGUCCAUUGGAAACUUGGAUGUACACAUUUCCAGUUCAAAAGAGAGGACAAGGCUCCAGGCAGCAAUGAGUUCUACCUCAAUAUCCUCCAAACCUGACAGUAGCAGGGCGCCAAGCAGUGACUUCUGACCAACAGAGUGUGGGGAGAAGGGAUGUGUAUUAGCCCCGGAGGACGUGAUGUGAGACCCGCUUGUGAGUCCUCCACACUCGUUCCCCAUUGGCAAGAUACAUGGAGAGCACCCUGAGGACCUUUAAAAGGCAAAGCCGCAAGGCAGAAGGAGGCUGGGUCCCUGAAUCACCGACUGGAGGAGAGUUACCUACAAGAGCCUUCAUCCAGGAGCAUCCACACUGCAAUGAUAUAGGAAUGAGGUCUGAACUCCACUGAAUUAAACCACUGGCAUUUGGGGGCUGUUUAUUAUAGCAGUGCAAAGAGUUCCUUUAUCCUCCCCAAGGAUGGAAAAAUACAAUUUAUUUUGCUUACCAUACACCCCUUUUCUCCUCGUCCACAUUUUCCAAUCUGUAUGGUGGCUGUCUUCUAUGGCAGAAGGUUUUGGGGAAUAAAUAGCGUGAAAUGCUGCUGACA
Homo sapiens (human) is the source of this 1495-nucleotide messenger RNA. It is a transcript of the gene PILRB, whose product is annotated as paired immunoglobin like type 2 receptor beta. Lineage: Eukaryota; Metazoa; Chordata; Mammalia; Primates; Hominidae. The transcript is spliced from 5 exons. Gene Ontology annotation, cellular component: membrane; plasma membrane. The coding region runs from base 187 to 1041 and encodes 284 amino acids. The record is from RefSeq and is marked reviewed.